UAGAAACAAAGAGAUGGAGACUAGAAACAAAGAGAUGGAGGAGAUAAAACAGAAGCUGGAAAAACUAACUGGUGACAACAACGAGCUUCAAGAGGAGAAGAAGAAGCUGAAGAAGGAGAUGGAGACCAGAAACAAAGAGAUGGAGACCAGAAACAAAGAGAUGGAGACCAGAAACAAAGAGCUGGAGACCAAAAACAAAGAGAUGGAGGAGAUAAAAGAUGAGAACAGCAGCAGCUCAGACAGUCAGGAGACGUCAGGAGACAUCACUGUGGUGGUUAAUGACAACUACAGAUAUAUCAGUCUGAGAAACAAGUCUGAUCAGGACAAACCACUGGGGGGACGUCAGUUAAAAGUCCAGAUCAACAAUAAAAAACCCAUCACAUACACAUUUGAUCCAUCAGUGAAACUCAAGACUGGAAAGUCUGUUACUAUAUGGCCUUCAGACCAUGAGUAUUAUAAAGUACCUGGUGACCUGGUGUGGGAGGACCUGAAGUCCUGGUGGCCUGGAGACAGAGUCCAGGUCUCUCUGCAGUGAAAUAGUUCCCAGUUGAACUCCUUCAAUAAAGUUCAGUAAUCCAGCAAACAGCAACAUUAUAGAUGAGAAACAGCAUGCUCAAAAUCACGCAGUGUAACUAAACACAGACACACACUUCCAAAUACAAUAAUACACUAACACAGUUCACCAAAUCUACCAAAGCACUGACACACGUUGUCUUCCAACAGAAACAUUUAGUCAGUCACAGCACAGUGUCAUAAAAAACACUGACAACUGAUGGAAUAACACAAACUGAAUCACUUUGAAUGUGUCAAAUCUACUUUUUUCUUUUUUCUGUCACAAUCAACAGAUUAUUGGAUUGAUCAUACAUGUAAAUUAAUGUUUGUGAUGACGUUAUUCAUUUUUCAUUUGUUGGACCGGAAUUUUGUUCCUUUCUUUGCACAACACUCAGUACAAAAAGUGAACGACCCAUGUCAGAGCAGCUUUACAGAAUGUUUAUGAAAGAAGAAGAUGAAAAUGAAAAUGACUUGCAGUAAAGAGGAAAAUAAUCAGCAUUUAGCUGUCAUUCAUUGCUGUGUUGUCAAAUACACAAAAAUAAAAAGGAGCAGAAGAAAUCACUGUAAAAGAGGAAGAAAAAAGCUAAUCUCCUCGGCCGUCAGCAUUGGGCCACAUAUUUUCAUUGACAUCACACCUGAUGUCUUCUCUGGCCAGGCAUCUUGGGAAGUAUCUUAUUGCAUGCCUUAUCCAGUCCUGGCACUUGUCAGCUGUGAUGUCCUGGCAUGCAGCAGCCAUUGCAUCCAGGAGGGACAUUUGGUCAUGUGGACAGUGAUCGAAUACUUACUUUGAGGGACCUUCAUUUAAAAAAUAAAUAAAUAAAUAAAGAAUACACUUUUGCAUAUUAUUAUUAUUGACUGUUAUGUGUGCAUUGUAUUAAACUUAGUUGCAGAAAUGUGAGUGAUUUAGGCUUAAUCACUGUAGCUAUGGCGACAAAACAGACCCCAACACCAUAGCAUGACAUGCAACUCCCCAUAAAUGUAACAAGAGCUGUGAUUGGUCCACUUGGUAGUAGCACUUUAUUUCUGGCUGCUUCUCCAUCUCAGCAUUUUCAAAUCAACUGUUUUGGAUCAAUAAAGAUGGAACACGUUGAAGAAAAUGAAAUAAAUGUUACAUUUGUAGAAAGAUAUGAGCGGAAUCUGUCUGAAGUUUAAACAAACUUUAUGACAACACUCAUUGUCAAGAUGGGAAAUCUAAGUAGAAACAUAAACACUUAAAAUGGAAGCUGAUAUGAAUUUAAAAUGUGUGUUUGCUUCUUGAGUUGAAACUGGUUUUCUUCAGGGUUUUUUUUUCUAAGUUUGUUGUUUCUGUUUGUACUGAGAGUAAUGUCACUACUGAACUGUUUGAAGUCAUUAUUGAGGAAAAACUGAGUUUGACAGAACAUACAGUUAAAUGGUAGAAAAUGCUCAGGAUUUAUCAUGUUUCUAUACAGUAUAAAGAAAACCUUAUCAUAUGUCCAAGAAGAUGAACGUCCUGGAGUUUAUUGAUGAAUCUGAGAACACGUCUCCAGCCUCGAGAACAGAAACUUGAAAUAUCAAGUGUGUUGACUUCUUCCAGCUCUGUCUGUUACUGCAGGUGUUCUUCAUACCGUACAGAAUUCUUACAGUCUGUGAAUUCUUUUGAAUAAAUGUCAAUCAGCAGCAGUAUCUGUGCAUCACGUAGAUUUCCUCCAGCAUCUCCUCUCCAUGUUACCAGGCUGCUGUAGAGGCUGUGCAGUCUCUGGGUCCUGGAAGACAUAUUUUUAUCAGCACCACAUCACUGACUUUAUAUUAAUCUGGACUAAAUAAGCAGGACAUCUCCACAGCACUGACAUGAUACCUCAAGCAUUCUGGAGUCCAGUGACAGCAUCUCCUCAUCUGCAGAGGUUCACUCCUCCUGACAUAUACAUGCAGACGUGAAUCAACAGAACUCAUGUGGACAUUUAAAGGACAAGUCAAACCUGUUAUUUAAUGUACAGAACUAACUGGAUCAUCUUCUGGUGGCUCCAAAAGUAAAACCGUGUCCCCAGACGCUGCAAGAUCAUUCUGAGACAGAUAGUAGAAUAUUAUCAAGUGUGUUUGAUCUGUAGUAGAACUGAACCCUUAAGAAGCUGCUACUUCCUGUUGCUCAGACCAUCCAUCACAGUCCCUAAGUGAAUCUCCUCCAUCACAGGCCCCCCUUUAUUAAGAUCCCCUUUUUAUGCAUUUUUAAGUCUGUUCCUUUGUUGAUUUAACCUGUGGAAACAUGUGUUAUUAAAGAUGAACACUCCGCCAACAUCAAAUGUAA
Molecule: messenger RNA, 2815 nt
Organism: Mugil cephalus (flathead mullet)
Lineage: Eukaryota; Metazoa; Chordata; Actinopteri; Mugiliformes; Mugilidae
Product: lamin-A-like
Exons: 5
Coding region: 14-535 (173 amino acids)
Source: RefSeq, a predicted model, not a curated record